AUGCCUGGGUAUAUCAAUGCAUCGAGCAGCAGCUUUCCCACCUGCAACACAACAGUCGUAGGAUAUGCAAAGACGCAUAUUUACAUGGAGUGUGAUCAUACGAAUGGCAUUUUGAGCAGGGAGUGGUUUGAACCUCCACUCAUAAAGGAUUGGAUGCUCCUCAACGGAGUAGCAGACCUGGGCUUGAAUAGUUUGCACAGGGACACCAUCUUCCUCGGCAGUCAAAGUCAAGAAGUACACCCCGGGCCUGGUCAGGACCAUGACAGCCCUCUCGACUUUCACAAGCUUAUAUCUGUGACCCUGUUGUAA
Messenger RNA from Striga asiatica, 309 nucleotides. The record is from the annotation of a GenBank genome assembly. NCBI's taxonomy places the organism in Eukaryota, Viridiplantae, Streptophyta, Magnoliopsida, Lamiales, Orobanchaceae.